Messenger RNA from Glycine soja, 411 nucleotides. RefSeq lists its product as uncharacterized. NCBI's taxonomy places the organism in Eukaryota, Viridiplantae, Streptophyta, Magnoliopsida, Fabales, Fabaceae. The record is from RefSeq and is a predicted model, not a curated record. Bases 1 to 411 code for a protein of 136 amino acids. The transcript has a single exon.
AUGGCAGAAAAGGAAGGAGGAGUUGUGAAGAAGGGUCACGAGGAAGGCCUAAAACUCGCGGCUUCGCUGCUGCAAGAAUUCGAGCUUCCGGAGGGGCUUCUCCCUCUGGCCGAUGUCAUCGAAGUAGGGUACGUGAAGGGCACGGGAUACAUGUGGAUAGUGCAGAAGAAGAAGGUGGAGCAUGAGUUCAAGUUGAUAAGCAAGUUGGUGAGCUAUGACACUGAGAUAAAAGGGUAUAUUUCUAAGAAGAAGAUAAAGAAGUUGAAGGGUGUGAAGGCCAAAGAGCUCAUGCUGUGGCCACCAGUGAGUGAGAUCACUGUGGAUGACCCUCCAACUGGGAAGAUUAACUUCAAGAGUCUUGCUGGUAUCACCAAGACUUUCCCUGUUGAGGCAUUUGCUGCUGGCCAGUGA